AUGGCAGUUUGCUGGAGCUGGUUUGCACUGUUUUGUCUCUUCAACCAAGGAAAUCUAGUUUGGGGCUUAUGCACAGAGCAAGGAGUAGAGAUUGAAGGAGGAAGAUACACUUUGUCUAACCAGCUGGAAGAGGGCAGCUUACUCAGAUACCACUGUGACGAAGGUUUCUAUCCAUAUCCUCACUUGGUGCGCACCUGCAACUACAAUGGCCAAUGGGAACCUCCACCUACAAGAUCAAGAUCCAGGUCAAGAUGUAGAUUGGUUGAAUGCCCAGACCCUAGUGUACUGGAAAAUGGCAAUGUAUGGCCCAGUGAUGAACAUUACUUCUAUCAAAACAACACCAGAUACGAGUGCUAUGGCGGGUAUACUCUGUAUGGGUCUUCACACCGUACCUGUUUAUCCAAUGGGAAAUGGAGCGGUCCACAUCCUGUGUGCCGUCGUGAUUCUGGAGACCAUUGCCCAGACCCUGGAAUCCCUCCAGGUGGAACUAAGACGGGAAUUCUGUUUAACAUUGGAGAUAAAGUGACUUACUCCUGCAACGACAAUACAAUGAUCUUGGUUGACUCUGAGGAAAGAGUGUGCCAAGAAGAUGGUACUUGGAGUGGCAAAGAGCCCACAUGCUACUACCCAUACACCUUUGACACACCCCUCGAGGUUUCACAUGCAUUUGGUGCUGAAAUCAAAAACACUUUUUCGAAUUUGCAGACAGAAAGCACCGUCAUACAGGAAGGGAGAUCAAUUACUUUGACCGAAAGUGGCAUACUUAACAUAUACAUUGCAUUGGACAUCUCUUCAAGCAUCGAUCAAAAACAGUUUGAAAAUGCCAGACUGGCUGUUCUAACACUCAUUGAUAAGAUUGCAUCCUUUUCUGUGACUCCUAACUACGACGUCAUCUUUUUCUCUUCAAAAAUCAUUGAAGUCGUAAACAUCUUGUCCUUUUUUGACAAAGAUCAGUCUAAAAAGUCUUUGGCGGAUAGACUGAAUUUGUUGAAAACAAUUGAAAUUAAAAGAGGGGACAAGGCUGGAACCAAUCUCAAUGCAGUCUUCAAGAAAUUUGAGGAGAAAAUGACCAUUAUUAAACAACGACAGGAAGACUUUGAAAAACAUCAGCAUGUCAUCGUUGUUUUUACAGACGGCGGUUACAACAUGGGAGGAAAACCUACUCAAACAGUUGAACGUAUUAAGUCUUUGAUUUUAAUGGAUAAACCCAAGGAAAGAGAAGAACAUCUUGAUAUUUAUAUUUUUGGCAUUGGAGCUCAGAUUUACGAUGCCAAUCUAAGAAGUCUCACAGUUGGGCCACCAGGACAAAGACACUACUUCAGAUUAAGGGAUACCAAUGAGUUACAUCAAACCUUUGAGGAAAUCAUUAAUGAAGAAGGUGUAAAAGGCUUGUGUGGUCUCCAUAGAAACUAUGGUGAUAUGUAUAAUGCUGAAAAAAAAAGGAAGAAGUAUCCCUGGAUCAUGUUUGUUUCUGUUAUGACUGAUCAACACACAUCAAAUUGCCUCGGCUCCUUGGUUUCCCCUCGUUUUGUAUUGACAGCUGCCCAUUGCUUCACAGUUAAUAAUUUAAUUGAAAACAUCAAGGUGUCAGUGAAUGGAGGGUAUAUGCUAGGUGUUCAUAAGAUCCACACACAUCCACAAUAUAAUAUAAAUGCUAAAGUGGACCAGGGAGUAGAGGAGUUUUACGACUAUGACGUGGCUCUCAUCGAACUUAUCGAUGAUGUGGAGAUUUCUACGUCGUUGAGACCCAUUUGCCUUCCAUGCACUGAACAAACAAAUGCUGCAUUAAGGCAAACUUUAACCUGUGAGCAGCAAGAACAGUUACUGAUAAGAAACAAGGACAGAAUCACUUUUUUGACAAAGACAAAUCUUGGUGAAAAAGAUGCCCACAUAAAGAUGGGUGAAAAUAGAUUGGACUGCAUUAAGAAAGCAGUUUUAGAACCAAGAGUCUCAGUCACAGAGGAAAACGUGACAGAAGUUGUGACCGACAACUUCCUGUGCACCGGGGGAGACUUUCCAGAAAUUGACAAAAUAGCCUGCAAAGGUGACUCGGGAGGAGCUGUGUUUAAAAAUUACCUUAAUCGAACAAUUCAAAUUGCCUUGAUCAGUUGGGGAAAUAAACUGAUGGAUCAAUGUCUACGAGAUCAAAUGGCAGUGUCAGAUGAAGACUCAAGAGAUUUUCAUUUUAAUCUGUUCAAAGUUGUGCCAUUUCUUAAAGACAUUCUUGGCAAAGACACCCCAAGAUAUGCACCACUUGUAUUUGUGGACUAG
Knipowitschia caucasica is the source of this 2271-nucleotide messenger RNA. The record is from the annotation of a GenBank genome assembly. Lineage: Eukaryota; Metazoa; Chordata; Actinopteri; Gobiiformes; Gobiidae.